Tilletiopsis washingtonensis is the source of this 2541-nucleotide messenger RNA. RefSeq names its product acetyl-CoA synthetase-like protein. The record is from RefSeq and is a predicted model, not a curated record. Gene Ontology annotation, molecular function: long-chain fatty acid-CoA ligase activity. NCBI's taxonomy places the organism in Eukaryota, Fungi, Basidiomycota, Exobasidiomycetes, Entylomatales. Bases 251 to 2320 code for a protein of 689 amino acids. The transcript is spliced from 11 exons. Gene Ontology annotation, biological process: long-chain fatty acid metabolic process. Gene Ontology annotation, cellular component: endoplasmic reticulum; membrane.
CUCGCAGCGCGCGUCCGGCUCGCGCGGGCCGGCGCCGGUGGCCGUGCGUUGACCCUUGUGCUGGCGUUGUGCCUCACGCCAGCCAGCCAGCCAACACGCGCUCCCCCGCACACAGGCAGCGUGCCGGCGUGCCUCGAUGCGGAGAGCUGCGAGCUCGAGCACGCCUCGCUUCGCGGCGCCCGCCUCAUCCUCGCGCCCGCCAGCGUUGCUCUGCUCAGCUCCACCAUCCCAGCACCCCUCAUCGCUCACCAUGACUGCGCACUUUCCCGACAUGCCGGAGGUCUGGCCGCUGCAGCAGCAGUCCGUCGAGGUGCCCGGCUCGCAGCAGCCCGGCUUCUCGCCCAUCAUCCGCAAUGCCGUCGUGCCCGAGCUGACGACGACCGAGACGUUCUACGACCUCUUUGCCAUCGGCCGCGACCGCAACCCCAGCGCCCACUACCUCGGCCGGCGCCCCUGGGACGCGGCGAAGCGCGACUUUGCGCCCCACUUCGAGUGGCUCACCUAUGCGCAGGUCGAGGAGCAGCGCACGGCCCUCGGCAGCGCCAUGAGCCAGCUGCAGAAGGACGGCGUGCUGGGCGACGGCUUCCCGGCCACCGACUGGACGCUGGCCACGUGGAUCCAGAACCGCCCGGAGUUCCAAAUCGUGGAGCACGCCGCUGCAGCGUACUCGCGCCGCACCGUCGGCCUGUACGAGUCGUACGACAAGGAGACGGCGCUCUACGUGCUGGAGCACUCGGACGCUCGCGUCGUGUUCACGACGUCGUCGCACGUGCCCGCGCUGCUCUCGGGCGCCGAGGAGAUUCCCAAGGUCAAGCUCAUCGUGCUGCUCGACGCGCCCUCGGGCCCGGCCACGGGCCCCGGCGAGCUGAGCCGCGACCAGCUGCUGCUGCAGUGGGCCAAGUCGAAGGGCAUCACGCUGUCGACGUGGGACGAGACGCUGGCGUACGGCCGUGCGCACCUCACGGCGCACAACCCGCCCAAGUCCAACGAGGAGAUCCUCGGCUUCUGCUACACCAGCGGCACGACGGGCAAGCCCAAGGGCGCGCUCGUGGCGCACCGCCAGGUCGCCAUCGCCGCCGCGUCGACGUCGCUCUUCUUCAAGGACCCCAAGGUGAUGAUCUCGUACCUGCCGCUGGCGCACAUCUACGAGCGCGUGCUCGAGUGUCUCAUCACGCGUCUCGGCGGCGCCAUCGGCUACUUCAGCGGCGACGUGCUGCGCCUCAUGGAGGAUGCCCAGGUGCUCAAGCCCGAAAUCUUCCCCGGCGUGCCGCGCGUCUUCAACCGCAUCGCCGCGCAGAUCCAGGCGCAGGCCGACGGCCCGGGCCUCAAGGGCAAGCUCCUCACCACGGCCCUCAACGCCAAGAUCGACUGGCACGACAAGACCGGCGAGGUCACGCACGCCUUCUACGACCGCCUCGUCUUCCGCAAGGUCCGCGCCGUCCUCGGCGGCCGCGUCGAGUUCAUGGUCAGCGGCUCGGCCCCGAUACGCCCCAACGUCCUCAAACUGCUGCGCGUCGCCUUCUCGGCGGACAUUCGCGAAGGCUACGGACAGACGGAGAACGCCGGCUCGUGCCUGAUCAUGUUCCCCGGCGAUAAGAACCUCGGCUCAUGUGGUCCUCCAGUGCCUGGCACCGCGCUAAAGCUGCGCGAUGUCCCUGAGCUGGGCUACACGUCGGCCGACAAGCCGUUCCGCCGCGGAGAGAUCCUCUCCAAGUCGAUGGCCAACACGCCCGGCUACUACAAGGACGAGGAGAAGACGCACGAGGCGCUCACGGAGGACGGCUUCCUGCGGACCGGUGACAUCGGCCUCAUCGACGAGUUCGGCCGCGUCAAGAUCAUUGACCGCGUGAAGAACCUCGUGAAGCUGAGCCAGGGCGAGUACAUUGCUCUGGAAAACGUCGAGCAGCUGUUCUCGAGCUCGAAGCUCGUGGCGCAGCUCUGGCUGUACGGCGACUCGACGGAAUCGCACCUUGUUGCGAUCGCCGUGCCAGACCCCGAGACCUUCGCCCCGUGGGCGUCGAAGAUCGUCGGCAAGGCUCUUGCACCCACGGACGUCGCCGCGCUCGAGACAGCAUGCCAGGACCCGGCCGUCGUCAAGGCAUUCCUCCUCGAUCUGGUGCGCGUCGGCCGCGAAGCCGGCCUCAAGGGCUUUGAGUUCCCUCGCGCGCUUCUCCUUCGCAUGGAGCCGUUCACCGUGGAGAACCAGCUCAUCACGCCAACUUUCAAGCUGCAGAGGCACAAGGCGAAGGUCAUCCUGGCAAAGGAGCUCCAGCACCUCUACAGCCUCCCGCCGGCCGAGAUCGGCAGCUCGAAGCUCUAGGCGCGGCUUCUUCACGUCUAGACAAGGCUUUCCGCACAGCACAAUGUACAAUUUAGGUGAUGGCUGUGAGGAAAGGGCUCAGGGAGGGUGGUGCGCGAGGAGGUCCGCGAGACGCGUCACGCGCGCCGCGCGGCGGCACUGCGCGCUGCGCCGCGCUCUGCAGCGGCCGCGCACGAGGUCCGUGCUGCUGCGCGCAUGUGGCGAGGUGCGAUGAAAGCAGA